AUGCCUUCCAGGCAUGAUGUUGAUAUACGCACCAUUUGUUAUUUACCACAUCAUGGUGUAAAGAAAGAAAGCAGCUCUACAACUGAAUUACGUGUUGUAUUUAAUGGAUCUCAACUCAUAGACAAAAAUAAAUCAUUAAAUGACCUAUUGUAUGAUGGUCCAUGUCUGCUCAAUAAUCUGAGUGAUGUGAUAACUCGGUGGAGACGGUAUAAAAUUGUCUUUUCAGCAGAUGUUGAAAAGAUGUACCGUCAAAUAUUCAUUCACGAAGACGACCAAGAAAAACAAAGAAUUCUGUGGCGUCCAACUCCAACUGAACAAAUCAAAAGUUACACAUUAAAGACUGUAACAUAUGGCUUAAAACCAGCUCCAUUUUUAGCAUUGGCAACUCUUCGACAGCUCGAAAAGGAUGAAGGUAUAAAUUAUCCUUUAACCAGCUCAGUGAUAUCACAAGAAUCAUACGUUGAUGAUAUUUUUUCUGGUGCCAAUACACCAUUAGAGUGUAUGGAAAAAAUUGAACAGUUACGUGCACUGUUCAAGGCCGGAGGAUUUCCAUUAAAAAAGUGGUUAUCAAAUAAUGAUACUAUUCUCAGUGUAGUACCACCUGAGGAUAGAGAGCAAUCGUCAACAUUGAAUAUACAAGAUGUUGAAGUAUUCAAACAACUCGGUGUACAAUGGCAUCGUAAAGAUGAUACAUUUACAUUCAGCUCACCAUCAGUCUCGAAUAAUACACGUCUCAAUGCAACAAAGCGAGAAGUGUUGUCAAAAGUUGCACAACUGUUUGAUCCAUUAGGUUGGAUCACACCAGUCAUUGUUACUGGAAAAAUAUUCCUUCAAAAAUUAUGGAAUAAACGUGUUGACUGGGAUGAGCAGCUUGACAAUGAAUUACAACUCGAAUGGCAGACAUACUGCAAACACUUACAAGACGUUAAUUGUCUAAAAAUACCAAGAUGGUUACACACAGCUCCAGAUAACUUAUCAGUAGAAAUUCAUGGUUUCUCUGAUGCCUCCAAUGUCGCUCUUGGUGCAGCUGUUUAUUUAAGAGUUAAACAACAUAACAACAUAAUAAUGUCAACACUCGUGUUAGCCAAAUCCAAGGUAGCACCAUUACAACACCAAAACAACUCAAAGAACAAAAAGAUUCGAAUUACAACUCCACGUCUUGAAUUAUCUGCAGCUGUCUUAUUGGUACAGAGUAUAAAACAAAUCCAGCUCAGUCUUCAACUCAAUAAUAUACCAGUACACCUGUGGACAGAUUCAACAAUUGUUUAUUAUUGGAUACAAAAUGAUCCUGAUAAAUUUAAACAAUUUGUCAGCAAUCGACUCAAAUUAAUCAAGAACUCAUUCAACUCUGAAACAACUCCUGUUAAAUGGCAUCAUGUACCUGGUCAUGAUAACCCAGCAGAUCUGGCAUCAAGAGGUUUGCAGCCAAAACAAUUAUCAACCAAUUUAUUAUGGUGGCAUGGUCCACAGUGGCUUUGUCAAGAACAAGACAUGUGGCCCACACUACAAGCAACUCACUGUGAUAAAACAAUCGACAUUGAAAUCAAACCUGUGCUAACAGCAUCAGUCACGACUCAGCAAGAUACAGACAACAUCCUUGAACAACUCCUUGUAAAACACUCAUCAUUAAGUAAAAUGGUGAGAGUAUGUGCUUGGUGUCUUAAGUUUUUACAUAAGACAAAAAUGACUCCAUCAACUCCAAAAGAAUUGGUAAUUACAACGGAAGAAUAUGAUACGACGUUAUUAUAUUUUAUCAAACAUACACAACAUCAAUAUUUCUCACAUGAAAUAUCAGCAUUAAAAAAUCAUGAACAAUUACCAAAGUCAAGCUCAUUGAUACGAUUGACACCAUAUUUAGAUAAAGAAGGUGUAUUAAGAGUUGGCAGCAGGUUAAAUAAUCCAAAUUUAACACAGUCAGCUACUCAUCUAAUUAUAUUGCCAAUUAAGUCAAAAUUGACAAGAUUAAUAUUGGAAUCAACUCAUAAAUUCACGUUACAUGAAUCACCACAACUCAUGUUAGCAACAGCUCGACAAAAGUAUUAG
This is a messenger RNA of Aphidius gifuensis, 2043 nucleotides long. RefSeq lists its product as uncharacterized. Gene Ontology annotation, molecular function: nucleic acid binding. Lineage: Eukaryota; Metazoa; Arthropoda; Insecta; Hymenoptera; Braconidae. The record is from RefSeq and is a predicted model, not a curated record. The transcript has a single exon. The coding region runs from base 1 to 2043 and encodes 680 amino acids.